Messenger RNA from Plectropomus leopardus (leopard coralgrouper), 486 nucleotides. NCBI's taxonomy places the organism in Eukaryota, Metazoa, Chordata, Actinopteri, Perciformes, Serranidae. The record is from RefSeq and is a predicted model, not a curated record.
AGUUUAUGAAGGUGUUUGAUGGUGAUGAUGCAGUCAAGCGCGGCUUUUUCCGAUUGGUCUCUAUGCUUCGAGCCACAAGGAAUGAGGAAGUGGUGGAGGCGGCGCUGAGGGCCUUUUACCUCCCUGAUGAGCCUCAGGACUACGAGCUGCAGGAGGUCGGCGGCAUGCAGCGUCUCCAUACUGAAGACAUCCUCAACCGCAACGGCGGUCCAGACAACCGAGGCUCUCUGAAGGACGGAGGGGACGCCUGGCUGCUGAGGGCCAAACCCCGAGAUACUGAGGUCAUCAAGGUGUACGCCAGCUGGCCCAGGUCGGGUGCAGCUUUCGUCUCCGUCUCCGUCUCCAAAAACAGCACGGCGGAGUCGGUCCUCACUGAGGUCCUCAGUCAGCUCGACAGACAGGAUGAAGAUGUGUCCAGUUUCAGCCUGCUGGAGGUCUACAUGAGCAGCAAGCAAGGUGAGCGGUAACAUCACGAUUAAAGCAGAC